AUGUCUGGACGCGGCAAACAGGGCGGUAAGGCUCGCGCCAAGGCCAAGACCCGCUCCUCCCGGGCCGGCCUGCAGUUCCCCGUGGGCCGCGUGCACCGGCUGCUCCGCAAGGGCAACUACUCGGAGCGCGUGGGCGCCGGCGCCCCGGUGUACCUGGCGGCCGUGCUGGAGUACCUGACGGCCGAGAUCCUGGAGCUGGCGGGCAACGCGGCCCGCGACAACAAGAAGACGCGCAUCAUCCCGCGCCACCUGCAGCUGGCCAUCCGCAACGACGAGGAGCUCAACAAGCUGCUGGGCCGCGUGACCAUCGCGCAGGGCGGCGUCCUGCCCAACAUCCAGGCCGUGCUGCUGCCCAAGAAGACCGAGAGCCACCACAAGGCCAAGGGGAAGUGAGACCGUUUGUUACAAAACACCACGAAUCACCAAAGGCUCUUUUCAGAGCCACCUACAAAAACACUUGGAGGAGUUGUGCUACUUUGGUUGGUUAUUGGGUAAUGAGUGCAACAUUGAAAUUACGUGAACCUAGUCCUAGUCUUAUACAAUCCAGUGUGGAAUUUAAUUUUAAUGUUUCAGGCCACGAAGUUUGCUUGUAUCUUCCUGUAGUGCAUUCUAGGACAAAGCAAAUUACAGUUUAUGGACUACUUAGUUCCCUCAGCCUA
Messenger RNA from Mus caroli (Ryukyu mouse), 659 nucleotides. Its product is annotated as histone H2A type 1-B. Gene Ontology annotation, cellular component: nucleosome. The record is from RefSeq and is a predicted model, not a curated record. Lineage: Eukaryota; Metazoa; Chordata; Mammalia; Rodentia; Muridae. Gene Ontology annotation, molecular function: DNA binding; protein heterodimerization activity; structural constituent of chromatin.